AUGCCCAUCGGCUCCUCGGUCAUCGUCGAGCCGAUCGACCCCCCUGGGACCAGGACUGGGACGACGGCAUCAUCAGCCAGCCCCCAGCAUCAGCGCUCGGCUCCGACUCGUAACCUACACGAGCGACGCCUCAACAACAUCUUCUUCACGUCGAAGAAAAAAGGGAUAUUUCUUGUUGUUGCCGCUGUCACAGCAUACCGAGAACAGCUUGCAAGUCUGUCAUGUACGGCCCAUCAAUCACCAUCACAGCUUAUGGCUUCAUCAUCAUCAACACCUGUCAUUUUGUGUCUGCAAAACGCAAAUCGAGGCUUCAAUUCGCCUGAAUAUCCCGAGUACGCCAAACCUGCCUGCCUGCCCUGUAACAAACCCAAUUACCCAAAGACCAACACAGUUAUACCAAAUAAAACAACACCCAAAGCAGAAAACACCACUGAUGCAUGUAGUCCUGUACAGUGCUCGGUCGGUGAAACCCAUGAUCCAUGA
This is a messenger RNA of Purpureocillium takamizusanense, 483 nucleotides long. RefSeq lists its product as uncharacterized. The transcript has a single exon. NCBI's taxonomy places the organism in Eukaryota, Fungi, Ascomycota, Sordariomycetes, Hypocreales, Ophiocordycipitaceae. The record is from RefSeq and is a predicted model, not a curated record. The coding region runs from base 1 to 483 and encodes 160 amino acids.